Molecule: messenger RNA, 426 nt
Organism: Apodemus sylvaticus (European woodmouse)
Lineage: Eukaryota; Metazoa; Chordata; Mammalia; Rodentia; Muridae
Gene: Ghrh
Product: growth hormone releasing hormone
Exons: 4
Coding region: 17-331 (104 amino acids)
Biological process (GO): positive regulation of cell population proliferation; adenylate cyclase-activating G protein-coupled receptor signaling pathway; positive regulation of multicellular organism growth
Cellular component (GO): terminal bouton; perikaryon; extracellular region
Molecular function (GO): peptide hormone receptor binding; growth hormone-releasing hormone activity; neuropeptide hormone activity
Source: RefSeq, a predicted model, not a curated record
CACCCAGGCGUGAAGGAUGCCACUCUGGGUGUUCUUCGUGAUCCUUACCCUCACCAGUGACUCCCACUGCUCACUGACCCCCUCACCUCCCUUCAGGGUGCAACGACAUGCAGAUGCCAUCUUCACCAGCAACUACAGGAAACUCCUGAGCCAGCUGUACGUCCGCAAACUGCUCCAGGACAUCAUGAACAGGCAGCAAGGGGAGAGGAAGCAGGAGCAAAGGACCAGUCUCAGCCAGGAGGUGGACAGCGCAUGGGCAGAGGACAAGCCGAUGGCCCUGGAGAGCAUCUUGCAGGGGUUCCCAAGGAGGAAGCUUUCAGCGGAGGCUUAAGGCCCCUGACCCCCAAAGACAACUGUACCCCGUUACUCCUACUUCAGUUCUGACCCUUUCCUUCCUCUGUAAAUACAAUAAACCCUCCAUCCUCA